GUUGCUCAUUCCUUCAUUAACACUGGCAUUCCGCGGGCAGGAUUGUUUCCAUCCGACUUCUGGCCACAUCGUCCUCGUUUGGUGUGAGGAUCUCUAUCGAUCUUUGACCUUACAUUUGAGGAGGAUGAUACUUAUAUCGUAUCUGCUUUUCCCACGCCCUCUGAUUAUUGCCUUCCAAGCGUGAAGCUUGAACAGCGAUCUUGCAACCAUGGAUAUUGACAAACUUUUCAAGGUUCCGAAAUAUCCGGUUGGUGGCGUCAAACGCAAAAUGCCUGACAACCCAACGCCAGAAAUGCUGAAGCGGAUGCGCAUGGACAUCGAGCCCGACGACACUGCGGUCGUCGGUACAACAAAUGGCUCUCACAAGGACAAGGGAGAGUCCCGCGCUGCUGCCGUGCAUGAUGAAACAGGGGAAGACGUCUCAGACAAUUUCGCCCCCGGAGGUGACGCGGAUUAUUUCGCAGAGGAAGACGAAGAAGGUCGUUUUUUUGGGGGUGGAUUGACGGCAGAGCAGAAGGAAAUCCUCAAUAUAUUUGAUAAUGCGUCGGGAGAUGCCCAAUACAUGGAAGAUUUGUCUGCUACCGGAAUACGGAAAUUACUGCUGAAGCUCGAACGCACGGUGAAUAAAAACCAAGAACAAAGGUCCAAGUAUCCAGAUGAUCCAACAAAAUUCAUCGAAUCCGAAGCAGACUUGGAUAGUUCUAUCAAAUCAUUGCUUCCUCUCGCUCAAGUACCUGCAACUGCUUACCCUGAAUUAAUACGGUCAAAUACCGUCGGUUUAUUGGUCGGUUUACUGAGUCAUGAAAAUGCGGAUAUUGUCAUCGACGUGGUGGAAGUCUUUCAUGAGCUGACAGACGAGGAUGCAGGAGGGGAAGACGCAGAUGAAGAGGAUAGCCAGAGUAACAGCGAGGCACUCAAAUCUCUCGUCGAGGCACUAUUGGAGAACUCGAUCUUGGAUCUACUAGUCGAGAACUUGCAACGUCUGAACGAAGACGAAGAGUCGGAUCGUCAAGGGGUGUUCCAUAUGUUGGGAACAUUCGAAAACCUCUUGAGCUUCAACCCCUCCCUGGCGACACAAUUGGUCUCGAAAACAAACUUCCUCCCUUGGGUCCUCGGGCGUAUCCAAGCUAAACGGUUCGAUGAAAAUCGUGCAUACGCCGCGGAAAUCCUCUCCAUUCUCUUGCAAGAUAACCAGAAUAAUCGUCAAGCUCUUGGAAAGACGGAUGGUAUUGAAGUAUUGCUGAAGGUCCUUUCUCAUUACCGUAAACGAGAUCCGGCAGAUGCGGACGAGACGGAAUUUAUGGAGAACGUGUUUGAUUCACUAUGUUCUGCGUUGGGUGAACCUUCCAACAAGGAGUUAUUUAUCCAAGCAGAGGGCCCCGACCUGAUGGUUCUCAUGAUGAAAGAAAAACUGCAAUCUUGUUCUCGGGCGAUCAAGACGCUAGAUUUUGCUAUGUCGGGUUCUUCUGGCACUAGGAGCUGCGAGGCGUUCAUUGAAGCUCUAGGACUUAAAACUCUCUUCUCUAUCUUCAUGGGCAAGGGUGCCAAGAAAAAAAACUCGACGAGUGUUCUUCCAGCAUCUGAAGAUACUUCACAUAUACUGGGAAUAAUAUCUUCCUUGUUCUCGAACAUAGCGUCAGAAACGCCGGAACGGAUACGACUCCUCGCCAAGUUCGUUGAGAACGGUUAUGAGAAGGUCGACCGUCUCCUCGAAAUCCGAGAUAACGCGAGAACGCGCCUUCGAGCCACAGAGAAGCAGAUCGAGGCUCAGAAAAAGGAACUAAUCGAGGCAGGCGAAGAAACCGAUCCUGAAGAGGAAGCUAGUUGGUAUUUGCAGCGCCUAGAAGGCGGUCUUUAUACCUUGCAGAGUGUUGAUUAUGUCCUGGGUUGGGUGGCCAUGGAAGAUGAUGGAAUUCGUGCACAUCUCUCAAAGAUGAUGGACCGCAAAAACCAAUCUCUACGCGACAUUGUUCAAACAUUGAAAAUAUAUAUGGAGAAUAUGGAUGAAGAGGGGUCUGGUGAUGGUUCAUCGCAAACGGUUAUAUUACAGGGUUUAAUCGAGGCGCUCAAUGUCAACUGA
This is a messenger RNA of Marasmius oreades (fairy-ring Marasmius), 2080 nucleotides long. RefSeq lists its product as uncharacterized. Lineage: Eukaryota; Fungi; Basidiomycota; Agaricomycetes; Agaricales; Marasmiaceae. The transcript has 11 exons. Gene Ontology annotation, cellular component: spliceosomal complex. Bases 209 to 2080 code for a protein of 623 amino acids. The record is from RefSeq and is a predicted model, not a curated record.